UUCGAAACAGAUGAAACAGUAAUCUUCCUCUUUGCAUAUGGUAAUCAUUCCGGACUUGAUUUCGCUUGGGUUCUCGGGCUUGCCUUCGAAAGGUAAGACGAAGAGUUUCUGUUUGGAUUCUAUCGUCGCAUUUGCAUAGCGAUCGUCUUCCGAGGCGCUAGCCUUAGUUCUUGUCAAUCGAAAUGAGACAACGAGCUCUCCAGUCCGGUUUUCUGCCGUUUUUAGCGGUGUUCGUGUUUGGUGUUUGGCAAGUUCAAGGUGAACGUAUUUCCGAAAUAAAAUGUAAAGAAUAUCAAGCAAAAACUUACCUAAAGCAAGCAACAAUAUGGUUGACCCUCAACCCCAGGCCACUGGAGCAUCUGAGUUACAACUGUUCGAAAACCGUGGAAUUAAUAGUCGGAGGAGAAGCUGCAAAGCCCCAUGAAUUUCCACAUCAUGCUAUAAUAGGGUGGCCCCGAGAAGAUGAUUCGGAUGAAUAUGAAUUUCGUUGUGGAGGAACAUUGAUAAGCGAUUGGUUUGUCCUCACGGCUGCUCACUGUUUUAACGAAGAUCGCCAGCCCGAAAUUGUUCGAUUGGGGGAACAUAACCUGGCGGAUGAUGAUAAAUUCCAUGCGGAUUUCCCUAUAGCCGAUAUCAUAUUGCACAAUGAUUACAAUUCUAGUCGAUCCUACUAUGAUAUUGCCCUGAUUAAGCUGGAGCAUAAGGUUAACUUCGUCAAAAGCAUUAGACCGGCUUGUCUUUGGACGGGAACAAGUUUCAACUUCACGAAGGUGGUAGCAACUGGAUUUGGACUAGACAGUUUUGCUGGUGACCCCAACGAUGUGUUGCAAAAAGUCGAACUCGACGUGAUGGAAACGGAGAGAUGUGUUACUCAGUACAGAGGCGAUAGGAAAUUCAAGAGCGGUAUAAUGGACAGCCAAAUUUGCAUCGGUAGCCACCGGAGAAAUAAAGAUACUUGCCAAGGAGACUCCGGCGGUCCGGUACAGGUUGUCACCGAUGAAAAAGGGUGCAUGUAUCACGUUGUGGGGAUUACUUCGACUGGUGGAAACUGCGGUUCUGGGUCAUCGAUCUACACUCGCGUAUCCAGCUUCGUCGACUGGAUAGAAAACCUCGUUUGGAAUUAGUUGGGCAUAUUAAUCCCAUCCCGGUUUCGAGAUGACAUGGUUUUUGAUAAUAAAUAUUUUUUGAA
Molecule: messenger RNA, 1189 nt
Organism: Uranotaenia lowii
Lineage: Eukaryota; Metazoa; Arthropoda; Insecta; Diptera; Culicidae
Product: serine protease snake-like
Exons: 4
Coding region: 183-1124 (313 amino acids)
Biological process (GO): proteolysis
Molecular function (GO): serine-type endopeptidase activity
Source: RefSeq, a predicted model, not a curated record